UCCGAACGUGCCAGGGGCGCCCGCGGCGCCGGGCCUCGGGCGGGGAGACCGCCCCGGCCUCGCGGUUGCAUUUGUGGUUUACUUUCGUCUUUCGGAGCCCGGGGAAAUAAUCACGGAGAUGCUAGGCGCUGCUACGAAAUGCUUCCAUUAGCUCCCUCCUUUCGCCCCUGGAGAUCUGAGCGAGACCCCGGGAACCCGGCCCACGGCGUCCCCAGCCCCUCACUGGCCCCCGCGGCCUCAGGGAGCCCGGGGCCCGCCCGCUGGGUGCGCCCAGAACCCUUCGAUCUGGGGUCCGGCUGGCUCGAGGAACAGGAGCACCCCGUUCUGAAGAUUCUCCAGGCUGGAUGCGUGAACAAACCAAAUAGCAAAUGAAUGACACGAAAACCAUUUUUACACGAAAGAAAAAUCGACCCCGGCUACAGAAGCGUGUGGGAUCUGACCUCGCCUCGGAGAAACACUGCACAAAAGCUAUCUUUAACAGACGCCUGUCAUUUAAGAGCGGCAGGGACCCUGUCCCUCAUGCGCUCUCAAAAAACAGAGCCGUAAUUGUAGCUGCUGCUGCGGGCAGGAUUUAUUUCUCCAAUCGGCUACAUGGCCUCCCCCACUCCCUUCCCAGAAGGUGAUAUCUGCAUUUUCCCAAAUCCAGAGCUGCCGGCAGGACGGGCAGAGCCGACCCCAACCUCGAUACAAACAUACGAGGGGCUGCAGAGCGGGCGAAAUAAAGUUGCUGUAAAUAAAACCCGAGUCGCCACCUCCCCCCCCACCCCGGUCCUCUGCAUCCUCGCCGGGCGCGCGAUCGGCAGCUGACGGCCUCACAAUUGGUACAUCCUAAUGGAACUGCGAGGGAAAUGCAAUAAUUUUGCCAUAAUGGGCUGUAACCUCAAUUCGACCCCGGCCCUCGCGGCCCGGGGUCGGAAGCGGAGCGAUGCGCCCGGCCUCCAGCGGGUGGCGCUCGAGUCCGACUGAACGGCGGCGGCGGGCAGCGGGCACGCGCCCGGGGCGCGCGCGCCACCCCUCUCGCCUCCACCCAAUUCGCCCAUUAGUGCACGAGUUUACCUCUAGAGGUCAUCAGGCAGGAUUUACGACUGGACAACAAAAGCACGUGAUUCGAAGUCGUACCCCAUAUUUGGGUGCCUACGUAGGAGGGAACCAAGUACAUGUCCCAGUCAUUUCCAUAAUUCAUCAUAAAUUGUGCAAGGGUGCUAUAGACGCACAAACGACCGCGAGCCACAAAUCAAGCACACAUAUCAAAAAACAAAUGAGCUCUUAUUUUGUAAACUCAUUUUGCGGUCGCUAUCCAAAUGGCCCGGACUACCAGUUGCAUAAUUAUGGAGAUCAUAGUUCCGUGAGCGAGCAAUUCAGGGACUCGGCGAGCAUGCACUCCGGCAGGUACGGCUACGGCUACAAUGGCAUGGAUCUCAGCGUCGGCCGCUCGGGCUCAGGCCACUUUGGCUCCGGGGAGCGCGCCCGCAGCUACGCGGCCGGCGCCAGCGCGGCGCCCGCCGAGCCCAGGUACAGCCAGCCGGCCGCGUCCACGCACUCGCCUCCGCCCGACCCGCUGCCCUGCUCCGCCGUGGCCCCCUCGCCGGGCAGCGACAGCCAUCACGGCGGGAAAAACUCCCUGGGAAACUCCAGCGGCGCCUCGGCCAACGCCGGCAGCACCCACAUCAGCAGCAGAGAGGGGGUUGGCACGGCGUCCGGAACCGAGGAGGACGCCCCUGCCAGCAGCGAGCAGGCGAGCGCGCAGAGCGAGCCGAGCCCGGCGCCGCCCGCGCAGCCCCAGAUCUACCCCUGGAUGCGCAAGCUGCACAUAAGUCAUGACAACAUAGGCGGCCCGGAAGGCAAAAGGGCCCGGACGGCCUACACGCGCUACCAGACGCUGGAGCUGGAGAAGGAGUUCCACUUCAACCGCUACCUGACCCGCCGCAGGAGGAUUGAGAUAGCACAUGCUCUUUGCCUCUCCGAGAGACAGAUUAAAAUCUGGUUCCAAAACCGGAGAAUGAAGUGGAAAAAAGAUAAUAAGCUGAAAAGCAUGAGCAUGGCGGCGGCGGGGGGCGCCUUCCGCCCCUGAGUCUUUGCGCCUCGCGAGUACUGCGCAGUAUUAGCGGAUCCCGCGUAGUGUCAGUACUAAGGUGACUUUCGGAAACUCCCUUGUGUUCCUUCUGUGAAGAGGCCCUGUUCUCGUUGCCCUGAUUCAUCUUUUAAUCAUGAGCCUGUUUAUUGCCAUUUAUAGCGCCUGUAUAAGUAGAUCUGCUUUCUCUUCACCUCUUUGUCCUGAAUGGCUUUGUCUUGAAAAAAAAAAAAUAGAUGUUUUAACUUAUUUAUAUGAAGCAAGCUGUGUUACUUGAAGUAACUAUAACAAAAAAGAAAAGCGAAAAAAACACACAAAAAAGUCCCCCUUCGACCUCGUUUAGUGCCAAUGUUGUGUGUUGCACUCAAGUUGUUUAACUGUGCAUGUGCGUGCAAGUGUUCCUGUCUCAAUAGCUCCAAGCUGUUUAAAGAUAUUUUUAUUCAGACUACCUAUAUUCCUUGUGUAAUUAUUGCUGUUAUAGAGGUGACUUGAUGAGACACAACUUAACUUGUUCGACGUGUAGUGCUAGUAACUGUGACAGAAACUGUGACUCCAAGCGGUGUGUCCCUGCGUGCCUUGUAGGACCCUUUGCACGGACUCUGGAAGUGGCUCUUAUAAGCGCAGCUUCAGUGAUGUAUGUUUUUGUGAACAAAAUUACAAAUAUUGUCCAAGUCUGGCUGUUAAGCAAACUGUGAUCAGCUUUUUUUUUUUUUUUUUUUUUUGGUAUUUGUUUUUAAUGAAAAAAAAAAUACUGACUGGAAACAAAAAAAAAAUAAACUUUCUAUUGUAAGUUCUCUUGGUCUGAUUUGUGCCAAAUAGCGAGCGACUUUUUCUGCUUCUCUGUCUGUCUGUCCAGUCCUGGCAGCUGGUGAGUCUGAGGCCACCUGAGCAGCCCGCCUGUGCCUGGGGACCUCAGACCAGCACCCCAACCCGCCGCCUCCCUACCUCUGGCCCCACCAGAACGGUCCCUCCGGGCAGAGGGUGGAAGAGCUGUAGGCAGUUCCAAAGCCUGAGUCCACCCUGCCCACCUCUGAGGAAAGGAAGUGCACUUACUGGGGACAAAAUAAAGGAAGGAAGAGAGAGAAAGGACAAGGAAGAGCUCCU
This is a messenger RNA of Lepus europaeus (European hare), 3175 nucleotides long. RefSeq names its product homeobox A5 (gene HOXA5). Gene Ontology annotation, molecular function: DNA-binding transcription factor activity, RNA polymerase II-specific; RNA polymerase II cis-regulatory region sequence-specific DNA binding. NCBI's taxonomy places the organism in Eukaryota, Metazoa, Chordata, Mammalia, Lagomorpha, Leporidae. Gene Ontology annotation, biological process: anterior/posterior pattern specification; regulation of transcription by RNA polymerase II. Gene Ontology annotation, cellular component: nucleus. The record is from RefSeq and is a predicted model, not a curated record. The coding region runs from base 926 to 2071 and encodes 381 amino acids. The transcript is spliced from 2 exons.